AAUAACAAAAUGCGAAUUCAUGUUUUCUUCUUGUUUAUUCACUGUCUGAAUAUUAGCUUCAUCAAUGGCGGAAUAUUAUCAGAACAAGAAGCAUUAUUAGCUAUUAAAUCUUCCAUUAAAGAUGAUCCUCAUAAAAGUCUAUCAUCUUGGAAAAAUACUACUCACCAUUGCAAUUGGUCGUUCGUCACUUGCUCUUCGUCUUCUCACUCUUCCACUGUCAUUUCCCUGAACAUCUCCAACUUAAACCUCAGUGGUACUCUCUCUCCUCAAAUCGGUUUUCUUACAAACCUGCAAGACCUAUCUCUCCAUGAUAACUAUUUUUAUGGGCAUAUCCCGUCUUCUCUUUCUCUUCUUACAAAACUCCAAUAUCUCGACCUUAGCUUUAACAGCUUCAAUGGUCCACUCCCUUUAUUUGUUAAUAUGUCGGAACUUCGGUGCCUUUCCCUUACUCGGAACGACUUUUCUGGUACAAUAUCGCCAGAGUUUAGUAAACUUCAAAAGCUUCAAGUUUUGGAUCUUUCUAGAAACAAUCUUUCGGGAUUACUUCCUUAUGAAUUAGGAUUCUUAAAGAGGUUGAAAACUUUAGAAUUAUCAAAUAACCUUUUACAUGGUGAGAUACCAAAUUCUUUUUCUCUUCUUACAAAUUUGAUUCAUUUGGAUUUAUCAAAUAAUCAAUUACAUGGUGAGAUACCAAAUUCUUUUUCUCUUCUUACAAAUUUGAUUUAUUUGAAUUUAUCAAAUAAUCAAUUACAUGGUGAGAUACCAAAUUCUUUUUCUCUUCUUACAAAUUUGAAUUAUUUGUAUUUAUCAAAUAAUCAAUUACAUGGUGAGAUACCAAAUUCUUUUUCUCUUCUUACAAAUUUGCUUUUUUUGGAUUUAUCAUAUAACCUUUUACAUGGUCUGAUACCAAAUUCUUUUUCUCUUCCUACAAAUUUGUUUUAUUUGGGUUUAUCAAAUAAUCAAUUACAUGGUGAGAUACCAAAUUCUUUUUCUCUUCUUACAAAUUUGAUUGAUUUGGAUUUAUCAAAUAAUCAAUUACAUGGUGAGAUACCAAAUUCUUUUUCUCUCCUGAAAAAUUUGGUUAUUUUGGAGUUAUCAAAUAAUCAAUUAUAUGGUGAGAUACCAAAUUCUUUUUCUCUUCUUACAAAUUUGAUUGAUUUGCAUUUAUCAAAUAAUCAAUUACAUGGUGAGAUACCAAAUUCUUUUUCUCUUCUUACAAAUUUGAUUAUUUUGGAGUUAUCAAAUAAUCAAUUACAUGGUGAGAUACCAAAUUCUUUUUCUCUUCUUACAAAUUUGAGUACUUUGAGUUUAUCAAAUAAUCAACUCACGGGUCAGUUACCUGUCAACAUUGGAAAGUUUACGAGUCUUCGUUAUUUGUUGGUUGCCAACAAUAACUUGAUUGGAAAAAUCACACCACAGAAUACAGGAUACAAUGUCACGAAUUUUAAAAACUCCUCUAUAUGCAACUUGGUUAAUCUUCAAAUCCUUGAUUUAUCUUAUAAUAAGUUUAAUGGAGAAGUUCCUCAUUGCUUGGGCAAUACUAGUACUCAAUUAGUUGUAUUGAAUCUCCAAUCAAAUAAUUUCAAGGGCAUCAUUCCAACAGCAUUAUUCUCUACUUGUGAUUCCUUGGAAUAUGUAGAUUUCACUGACAAUCAAUUCGAAGGAGCUAUACCUAGGUCUUUGUCUAAAUGUAGAAAUCUGAAAGUCCUAAAUUUGAGGAACAACAAAUUCAAAGAUCUAUUUCCAUACUGGUUAGGUAGCCUUCCAUCUUUAGAGGUUCUCAGCCUACCGUUUAAUAAAUUUCAUGGUAAUAUAACCAACAAUUUAUCAAUGAUUGCAACAUUUCCUUUUUCAAAUCUACAAAUUCUCGACAUUUCAAACAAUAAUUUUUGUGGUAAAUUGCCAUUCAUGUACAUGAAACAAUUUCUAUCCAUGAUGGGUGACAUGUCUACUAUAGGAAGUCCAAGGUACUUAGAAAAUAGAGGUGGUGACUAUAUGUACUCCAUCAAGAUGAUUGUAAAGGGGGUGGAACUGGAUUAUAAGAAGAUAAUUACUUCUAUGUCAACAUUUGAUAUGUCUAAUAAUCACUUUGAAGGAGAGAUUCCAAAUUCUAUAGGGAUGUUGCGAGCACUUCAAAAUCUUAAUCUCUCGCAUAACCUACUUACCGAAAACAUCCCUCCAUCCAUCGGGAACUUAUCAUGGUUGGAUGGUUUAGACCUAUCAUCAAAUAGGCUUAUCGGUGAAAUCCCUCAAGAACUUGUUAGUUUAACAUUUCUCGCGGUUUUUAAUGGUUCAUAUAAUCAACUGGAAGGGCCUAUACCCCAUGGUAACAAUUUUAAUACCUUCUCAUCUGAUUCGUACGAGGGAAAUCUUGAACUGUGUGGAGCACCAUUACUUGAAUGCAAAAACAAUACUGUUGUGCAAUCUUUGAACAAUGAUAAUGUGGAAGAAAAAACAGAAUUAUCGAUGUGGGAAGUUGUAGUGAUUGGAUUUGGAUGUGGUACAAUAGUUGGUUUGGCUUGGGGGUACUACAUAUUGUCAGUGAGGAAGCCUUUUUGGCCUUUUAAAUUGUUGAACAAGAUGGAAUGGGCUUUACUUGAUUUUCAUGACCACCAUUUCAGUAGAAUAAGUAGAACAAGAAGAAUAAAGAACUAAAAGUGAUAAUCUAUCUGAGAAACAUUUCAUUUGUAGCAAGAAGUAGAGUAUGAUGGAAUGGGCCUUUUUGGGCUUUACUUGAAUUUGUAGCAUUUCCUUUUUCUUUUCACUGUACUUUAUUCAUAAUUAUAUUUUGUGAUAAUAACAUUUCUUUUCCAUUAAAAAAUAUAAAUGUGUGCCAAAUGGGUGAAUGUGAUAAUCUAUCUAAGAAAGAAACAUUUCAUUUCAUGAGAUGUCUAUAAAGCAUAAAAUGUCAUGUUUUCCACUGCAUUGUUAAGUUAGUUGAUUUCGUUUUUCCGAGUUUGAUCAAUAAAUUAAUUUUCAGCUCUUAAUAUAUUUACAAUAACACAACCUCGAUCGUGGGUGUAAGCGAGGAGUGCUGCCGCGUAGCUAGGGUCCAAUCUUGAAAAGGGCUAAUAACUUAAGUCACCAUUAAAUUUAAUCGUCAUUUUCAAGUUGGGAGAAGAAAAUAAAAUGUUAGAUUAUUAUUUUCCUAUUUUUCUCUCAAUCUCAUUUCAUCAUUCCUUUUUUCCAAUUAAUCGUACAUUAACUCUAAUAAAAUGAUUAAAAA
Amaranthus tricolor (Joseph's coat) is the source of this 3226-nucleotide messenger RNA. RefSeq names its product receptor-like protein 30. The transcript is spliced from 2 exons. NCBI's taxonomy places the organism in Eukaryota, Viridiplantae, Streptophyta, Magnoliopsida, Caryophyllales, Amaranthaceae. The record is from RefSeq and is a predicted model, not a curated record. Bases 10 to 2655 code for a protein of 881 amino acids. Gene Ontology annotation, molecular function: protein binding.